AGCAAAGUUCAUGCAGCCUCUGCAGAGUCAACUACAUCACCGCAUCAUCGUAACGAUUCACCUCCAGUCUCCGUGAAUGCGUCGUUGAAGACGUCGGCCAACCGGAGGAAAGUCGUCCUCGAUUCGCGACACGAUCGGAUGUCGAUUCUUCCUCAUGUUCGUAUAAAAGUCACUGCCGACUCUGCAGGUUGAUAUUUGCAAUGCAGAAAUAUAAUAGUGCUUAGAAGAAAUAAGAAGAAUAAAGCUGUAAUCGACAACAUGGUUUCAUGAAUCGCAAUCUCGCGAGAUAUCGACUCGCUGAUUGCAGUGACCCAUCUAACCUGCUGCAACUUUGCUUAAAAAUCGACAAAAUAUUCGGCGAAAACACCUUCUGGAUGAUAUACAGAGGCCAUUGAAUGUCAUCGAAUAUAUACUGUCAAUUAAACUCGGCGUUCAUCAAACUCAGUGUCGACGAAAUAGUGUCGAACAUUAUCAAAACAUUAUUAAAUCGACUAAAGAAGAAGACAAAUUAAGGAAGAAUCAAUUUAGAGGAAUCGCUGUCUGAAUUGCGAUAAAAAAUGCAUCUAUUUAUGCCGUUUUUUAUUAUUUUCCUAGCGAGCGGCAUCGUGGCCGACUGGUCAAAAAUGACCAAUCCAUUGAUGAAAGUAUGGUAUACGUUCCUCCCUCAUUCAUCGUCCGAAUCAUCGAUUAGUGAGGAAAACGAUUGCGUCGAUUGCGCGCAGAAUAAGGUCAACAUAAUCGAUCCCGACCCGUUCUUGACCGAACUGAGAGUAGAGUACGUGAAACAGCAGAUCUUGAAGAAGCUGCGGCUGUCAAAGCCGCCCGAGGUCUCGAUGCCGCUGUCGACCUUGCCGAAGCCUUUGAUAAACGGCAAUGUGCUCGAACUUCGACCCGGAGCGCCGCCCGAGCCGGAAAAACCGGCGGAACAUUUCUACGGGAAAACUGACCAGAUCAUCGUAUUCCCGAACGAAGGUGUAAUCGAUUCGAUGAAAUAUCAUCAGAGUUCGAAUCACAUAAUGGGUUUCAACUCGGCGGCCUGUUUCACGUUUUACCUGCCGAACGAGAUGCUGUACGUCGACGUGACUUCAGCGGAACUUUGGUUCUACAAGGAGCAGGUCGAGAACGAUGACGAGCUCAACCAGACUUUCGUCCUAUCCGAACUCGAUCAUUGGGAUUUGAACGGCAGCUUCGCAAAGAACACCGUCAUGGCAAUCUUCGAAACCAACAUCGGAGAGGGUUGGGUAAAAACAGACAUGAAAUUCAUGGUGAAGAAAUGGAUUGGUCGACACCGAUUGAAGCACUCCAUUCAAAUAACUUGCACCACCUGCUUGACCAACCACGACACCGCACCGGUAUCCGUCGAGCAGACUCUGAAACCGUUCUUGGUCAUUCAUACGGCGCCGUUGCCGCAGAGAAAUAGGCCCAAAAGGAAUUCGAACUGCCUGCCCGAGAUGAAGGAGUGCUGCCGAGACGAUCUCUACAUUAAUUUUCGAGACAUCGGCUGGAGCGAUUGGAUUCUACAUCCGAGCGGAUAUCACGCGUAUUUUUGCCGAGGAUCCUGCUCCACAGCAGCAGCUUUGCAAGACGGGACGGAUUAG
This is a messenger RNA of Cataglyphis hispanica, 1598 nucleotides long. RefSeq names its product growth/differentiation factor 8 (gene daw). Gene Ontology annotation, cellular component: extracellular region. Gene Ontology annotation, molecular function: growth factor activity; cytokine activity. The transcript is spliced from 4 exons. The coding region runs from base 558 to 1598 and encodes 346 amino acids. The record is from RefSeq and is a predicted model, not a curated record. NCBI's taxonomy places the organism in Eukaryota, Metazoa, Arthropoda, Insecta, Hymenoptera, Formicidae. Gene Ontology annotation, biological process: BMP signaling pathway; SMAD protein signal transduction.